Molecule: messenger RNA, 4183 nt
Organism: Manis pentadactyla (Chinese pangolin)
Lineage: Eukaryota; Metazoa; Chordata; Mammalia; Pholidota; Manidae
Gene: INHBC
Product: inhibin subunit beta C
Exons: 2
Coding region: 1004-2062 (352 amino acids)
Biological process (GO): BMP signaling pathway; SMAD protein signal transduction
Cellular component (GO): extracellular region
Molecular function (GO): growth factor activity; cytokine activity; hormone activity
Source: RefSeq, a predicted model, not a curated record
UUUUUCCUAUUUCUCCAAUUAAGAAACUGAAGCAGGAGAGGUCAAGUAUUUGCCCAGAGUCACACAGCUAAUAAAAGGAAGAGAAAAAUUUAACCAAGGCCAUCUACCUAAAAACCUGAGCUCCUAACUCCACUAGCCAUUCCUGCCAUUAAAUCCCCACUGAGGAAACAGAAAUUUCCCUGAAAAUCUACCACUUGGGACCUUUGGGGAAAAAGCCAGGAAUUCUGUGAAAUCUCAAAACUUCCUUUCCUAAACAGAAGAAACCUCAAAGGUGAGCAAAUCCAGCUCUCAAGUCCCUUCUCCACCUUCGGACUCCCUCUGAGGAACGGAAGACCUGGUGCAUCCUCUCCUGUAACCAUUAGACAGGCCGAUUUUCAGCCCAGCUUGGUGAAACCCAACCCAGGGCCAACGGAGGAGUCUGGAUUGUGAGCCUCAAGGAGGGAGGGAGCAGGGGAGGGGCUUUGAGAAAUACCAGGCAACAGAAAAUGCAACUCUCAAUUGCCUACAUGACAUUGACCUAGAGUGCCCUGCCAAUGACCCUCUCUUCUUUGAGAGUCACCCUCUAACACUCUAUCUUAGGACCUCUGCUCUCUCCCUUUCCCCCCAACCUUCCAACAAGGCUGUUGUUCUGAAGAGGAAUUUCAUCUCUAACCUUUGUCCCCAGGCCUGGCAGCUCACAUGGAUAAUGCACUAUCUCCUAACAUUGGCCCCUGGACGUUUCUUUCCCAAAACAAACCAACCUCCCUCACAUCCCCCACUCUGUACUUUCACUGAUUUUGCAUUGGCAACUUCUGCCAAGUUCUGCCUGUAACUGGCUUCAACUCUCAAAUCCAAUGUUUGGCUGCUUUAUCCCCUGCUGCAAGGAGUCAUGCCAUCUGUACACACUCUCCUUCUAGGGCCCCUGGUGGCCAGGACAGAGCCCAAACCACAGGUGUUGAGACCCUGAGCUCCGGGUUUGAGGCUCUGUCUCAACUGUGUUGAUCCAGGAGAGCCUCCCCCAGCAAUGAUCUGCUCAUUGCUCCUGGCCUUCCUACUCCUGCUCCCAGCCACAGUGGCCAUUUCCAGAGCUGACAGUCAGUGUCUGGCAUGUGGGGGCCCUGCCUUGGACCUGGAGAGCCAACGGGAGCUGCUUCUUGAUCUGGCCAAGAGAAGCAUCUUGGACAAGCUGCAUCUCAGCCAGCGCCCAACACUGAGCCGGCCAGUGUCCAGAGCUGUUCUGAGGAAUGCCCUGCAGUGCCUUCACGGGCCCCCCCAGGGGGCACUUCUGGAAACUGACAGGACGCAGGAAUAUGAGAUCAUCAGCUUUGCUGAGACCGGCCUCUCCAACAUCUACCAGACCCGUCUUGAUUUCCACUUCUCCCCUGAGAGAACUGCUGGUGGCAUGGAGAUCCAGCAGGCCAGCCUCAUGUUCUUCGUGCAGCUCCUUCCCAAUACCACCUGGACUUUGAAGGUGAGGGUACUUGUGCUAGACCCACAGGACACCAAUCUCACCUUGAUCACUCAGCACCUGCUGGAGGUAGAUGCCAGUGGCUGGCACCAGCUCUUUCUGGGGCCCGAAGCUCAGGAUGCUUGCAACCAGGGCCACCUGAUCUUGGAGCUGGUACCUGAAGGCCAGGUAGCCCAGAAAUCAGUCAUCCUGGAUGGGGCUGCCCAUAGACCUUUCAUGACAGCCCAGGUGAGAGUUGGGAGCAAGCACCAGGUUCAUCGGCGAGGCAUCGAAUGCCAGGGUGGGUCCAGGAUGUGCUGUCGACAAGAAUUCUUUGUGGACUUCCGUGAGAUUGGCUGGCAUGACUGGAUCAUCCAGCCUGAGGGCUACACAAUGAACUUCUGCACAGGGCAGUGCCCGCUGCCUGUGGCAGGCAUGCCUGGUAUUGCUGCCUCUUUUCACACUGCAGUGCUCAGUCUUCUCAAGGCCAAUUCAGCUGCAGGCCCUGCUGGAGGGGGCUCAUGUUGUGUGCCCACAGCCCGGCGCCCCCUGUCUCUGCUCUACUAUGACAGGGACAGCAACAUUGUCAAGGCUGACAUACCUGACAUGGUGGUAGAGGCCUGUGGAUGCAGUUAGUCCACAUGUGGAAUGAACAGCCUAUAAUGGGGAGGACACGUCCUCACAGAGGUGCCCUACCUCUAGAGGAGGGAAAGACUCCGUUACUGCUUCUGUCCAGGUGGGCUCCCUCCUCCUGAGCAACCAAUGGAAAUUAUCUCAACUUGGACUUGAAGAGGUCAUCUAACUAGAGUCACUGUACCAUUCUCCAUGACCACCAGGUCCUCUCCUAGAGCACAGACCAUCCAACCCCACGUGUUCGACUGCCACCCUGGGGACACUGAUCCACCUGCAACAACAAGCAGUGCCAUCUGGUUCCCAGUGAAGACACCCAUACCCCGUCCGUAAUCCACCCCCUACUCCUCUGUGCCUCCCUGUCCUCCCCCCUCAUUAGUUCCCACCCCAGGAUGAGCUACCCAGAGCCUUCCCUGAUUUUGUGGAUCUCCAGAGAGCACCUCCCUGGAAUUUACCAAAGAUGAGAUCACCAUUCUCCAAAGAGAAGCUUAGGCCUCUCUGCCUUGAGCUCUUUUCCUUCUUAGCUGCCCCUGUGGGAUGCUGAGGCGCUCUUGACACACCCUCAUCCAUUCUUUGAACUUUUUUGCCCUGCUGUACUUUGUACAUAUGCUCUUGGGGGCUGACUCACUUGAGCCCCUUUGGCCUCUGGCUUCCUGCUGAGUUUGACUAAGGGGAAAGACACAAGCAGGUGAUCAAAGAACAGGAGGAUACAGAGGUCAGGGGAUUUCUUAUUCCUGUUCCCUCUGCUUAAGUGCCAUGGUUCUGUGUGACUUUGGCUUUGGCCAUGUCCCCACAUCUCUUGUUGGGCUCCCUGCUUCCAUGAUCCAGCUCUGCCAAGGUUCUGAUAUCCCUGCUUCUGUGCUGAGGGCUUGUAAUGACUUUCCAUUCUUGGUAGUCCCUGGGUGCUUCAGCAUCCCUCCUUGCUUCCCUUAACCCUGCCCAUACCUCUGUACAUAAGUUCUUCAUUUAGCCUUCUUCAUGAGACAAACACAGACAGCUGAGUGGUCCUGUUUUCUGCCAGAGCCCUGGCUGCCACCACAAGGACAUGGAGUCUGUCUGCCCUGCCCACUCCUCUCUCUUCACACAGGCUCCACAGAGAUGAGCUACUUAGUGUCCAUCCCACACUUCAGGACUUUCCCUUCUCCAGCUGCCUCCUCUUCUUUCUUAGGCCUCCUCCUGCCUCCCAGAAUGAUCUUUGCUAGCCUCAGGGCUAACAGAGGCCUGGGGUUUACCUGUUCCUUUCCUCCCUCUGUACUCACUCCAAGAGGAGACAGGCUGGUGCUCAGUCAGCAAGCAGGCAGACAACCUGGCAACAUGCAUGCUGGGAAGCAUGGCUCAGAGCUGGCUGCCUUCCCUCACCAGCCACCAGAGCCCUGUCCAGGGUUCCUGCCUGGAAGCUGGGACUAGCCAAGGGCCACUUAAGUGGGACAGAAAGAAGAAAAGGAAGCCCUGGGAUUAGGAAAGAGAGACAUUUGCCCUGGGACUGAGCCCUCUCUGGACCUUUGCCCUCUUCCCCCACCAUCUUCUCGCUUUGGUUGGACAGCCCUGAACCAUGGGGUCGAUAUUGUCUGCAGCCCAAGGUCGAGUUUGCGCAAAAGCUGUGUGUCUUUUGGGUAACGUGAUGUCUGUGUUUGCUCAGUAUAUAACCCUCUCCUAACAGGGUCUGAGGUUCCUGCAAUAGGAGCCCUAGAGGAGAAAAUCGGACAGGGGCCUCCUGGUAGACUGCCAAUCUGAGCUGUGGGGCUUCCUGAGCAACCCAUGGAAGUCAGCCUACCUUUGACUUGAGGAGAUCUUCAUCCAAGGAGAGAAUCUAAGAAAGUCUUCUGUUGCCUGUCCCUCCUCCUCCUUCCCCCAUAUCUCUCCUCCCCACCCUCCAUUCCUCUCCCAGAUCUAACUUCCCUCCCUCCUUCCAAUUGCAGCUUCAGUCCCCAGGGCCAAGACUAAGGUGAAGCAAAGCAAGGCACUUGCCUGGGGAGCAGAAUUUUAAGGGGAUGCCAAAAAAUUCAUCAAUCGAGGUCCAAAUAAUAUCUUAAUGCAAUAUUUUAGAAACAUUAAAAUUAAUGCCAAAAAAUCUGUGAUGAACACAACAGCAAAUUUUAAAAUAAACACAGGAUCAGUAUUAUACCG